Prunus armeniaca (apricot) is the source of this 756-nucleotide messenger RNA. Lineage: Eukaryota; Viridiplantae; Streptophyta; Magnoliopsida; Rosales; Rosaceae. The record is from the annotation of a GenBank genome assembly.
AUGAAUAGUAAUUGCCUUAGACUUGCCCUAGACUUUGCCCUCAUGGGUGGAACCACAAAUGCAAAGGCUGACACUAUUCACAUUAAGGUUGAUGGCUUAUUGUGGACCUCACAAAAUGAUUGUCACGAUGCUUUUUUCAACGAGGCAAUGACACUUUUCAAUAAAGGUGUUGUCAACGUAGAAAAGGAUUGUGUUGCUGGUUCUUGCAACUCUCCUCCUUAUUUUGAUAGCACAAACUAUGCUGCUUGGAAAGAGAAGUUUGAAAUCUUCUUGGAUGCACUACAUGAGCGUGCAUAUGCUUAUCUCUCUAAAGAGUGGAGACUUCCUGUCAGAACUGUUGAUGGUGAGUCUGUUCCUAAGCCUAGAAUUGAAUGCACCGAAGCUAAGGCAUCUACUGCAAAUUGCAACAAGAAAGCUAAGAAUGCACUUGUCAUUGCAUUGUCUAGUACACAAUUUUCUGAUAUUCAGCACAUUCCCACUGCAAAACAUGCUUGGGACAAGUUGAGGGUUGUUCAUGAAGGUGAGGAACAUGUUGAACGCAUCACUAGUGAAGCAAGGGGUCUAGGUCAGGCUAUUGAUGAACUACAUGUAGUUCAGAAAAUUCUUAGAAUCUUACCUCCCAGAUUUACACCAAAGAAAACUGCCAUCAUGGAAGUCCAGAAUUUGAAUCAAAUUAGAAUUGGGAAACUUAUAGGAAAACUGAAAACCUAUGAAAUGGAACUUAACUUGGAAGAUAUUGAUUCAAAGAAACUUUAA